AUGAAUAGUACGUUGCAAAACAUUUUAAAAUGUUUAGAGAACAAUCGGGAGCGAAAAGGUAUAAAAUCAGGCAAUCUCCCGAUAUCGACUCACGCUCAAAUGGAAAUAUUUCAAAAUAUCGGCCAUGACGAAUUUCAAAAACUUGUAAACUACUUGAAGUACAUCGGAGGAUUCAACCUGAAGGAAGCUGUACACUUAUGCUUCAAGGAGGCAAUGACAGAUGACAUAACGCGGUCCUUUACCUGGUGGGGUCGCCAAGACAACUCACGACCUUUAUAUAAUACUCGCAUUGUUAUAGCCAUCUACGAGGCAGUAUGCGGUAAUCGACACUUCAGCAAGCCUACACGUGCAGAAUUCCAAGCACAAAUGCGAGAGGCAAUACGGACGGCAAAGCAAAGGUGCAGAAAUAGGACACGUGGCCCGCUUGGACCGAAUCUAAGAGAGCGCAAUUUUUGGACUGAGGAACCACAGGAUCUGCCGGCAGCAGAGGACAGCGACGAAUAA
Messenger RNA from Odontomachus brunneus, 504 nucleotides. RefSeq lists its product as uncharacterized. The record is from RefSeq and is a predicted model, not a curated record. The transcript has 3 exons. The coding region runs from base 1 to 504 and encodes 167 amino acids. Lineage: Eukaryota; Metazoa; Arthropoda; Insecta; Hymenoptera; Formicidae.